AUUAAUUCGCGUCCAUUCUCAAAACAAACAUCUCCAUCUACAUGUCUAAGCAAAUAUAUACCGUGGACUUCCAACAAUUGGGCCUCCCACCGCUCGAAGCUCAGGUCCUUGGACAGUACCAGCUGCUAGCACUGCAAUUGGAGACACUCAACCUCGAAAUACGCAAACUCACCGAUGCUGCCGAUACCUAUAAACUGCUGGCAGAACCACUGGAACCACCAUCAGUGACUGCCGAGCAACUCUUGGACAAUCUCCGGCACUUGGAAAAGAAGUUGGGCUUGGUGUACACGUUUUUCCAGGGCGCCGUUUACCAGUUGUUCUUGCAGAAUGAAGUAGAGGAAAAUGAUGAAGAGGACCAGCCUCACCACCACGAGGAUGAACAGUCCCUCCACGACGAUGGGGACGACGGUGACGACGGUGACGACAAGGAUGACGACGGUGGCGACGGCAGUGAUGCCGACGCGCUGCCGGACGCCUGAGUGGUGUAUUUUGAGUGUUUGCAAUUUUACUCCCCCACUGAGAUCUCACUUCACCACCAUGUCACUACCACUGUACCAAUAUGACACCACCCACGCGUGUAUUCGGUACAAAUAUGGUGGUGGGUGUGAUGCUAUGCAUAGGCCCGCUGUCCC
This is a messenger RNA of Yamadazyma tenuis ATCC 10573, 632 nucleotides long. RefSeq names its product Dad3p (gene DAD3). Lineage: Eukaryota; Fungi; Ascomycota; Pichiomycetes; Serinales; Debaryomycetaceae. Gene Ontology annotation, biological process: attachment of spindle microtubules to kinetochore. Gene Ontology annotation, cellular component: mitotic spindle; DASH complex. The record is from RefSeq and is a predicted model, not a curated record. Gene Ontology annotation, molecular function: microtubule plus-end binding.